Purpureocillium takamizusanense is the source of this 2200-nucleotide messenger RNA. RefSeq lists its product as uncharacterized. The transcript is spliced from 2 exons. Lineage: Eukaryota; Fungi; Ascomycota; Sordariomycetes; Hypocreales; Ophiocordycipitaceae. The coding region runs from base 184 to 1929 and encodes 581 amino acids. The record is from RefSeq and is a predicted model, not a curated record. Gene Ontology annotation, molecular function: histone acetyltransferase activity. Gene Ontology annotation, cellular component: SAS acetyltransferase complex.
CUUCAACCUAACGCCCUGGCGUCGCACGGAAACCGCCAGUCUAGACAACUCGCAUCUGCACCCCCUCAAUCAUCCCCCCCCCCGUCCGCCAUCGACAAACUCGUCCGGGACGCGUCGCCUCCAUCGCAGGAGCCAUCUCGCGAGGCAGCGACAAGACCAUGCGAGGCUUCUGCACCGUCGCCAAUGGCCUCCGUCACUCGCUCCAACCGGCGAGCUGAAGGCCUCCCUCACCAUGCCCAUCCUGCCAGCGCCGUGGUCGCCGCAGCAGCCGCCGCUGCCGCUGCCGCAGGUGCUGGCGGCGGACCCCUCGCGCGCCCUGUGCCAGCGGCCGCCCUGUACCCUCACGACGGGCGACAAAAGCGCGGCCUCGAGGCGUCGGAUCGCGACAUGGACGCCUUCAGGGCUAAGAAGACGCGCAUCGCCGUCGAGAUCUUGUCCAAGCCGACGCCCAACGACGCCGCGCCCAGGGCCAGGCCCCCCCCUCCGAUACCGCGACCGCCGCACCACCAGCUCCCGCACCCACAACAACAUCAACAUCAGCACCUGCACCGCCAGCACCACCAGCCGCAGCAUCACCACCAACCUCACCGCCACGCCCACCAACAGCCCUUGCCGCCUCAAGUGGCCGCGACCAGACCUCCGCCGCAGGCCACGGCCGCGGACGCCGACCCAAACCUCACAAAGCACCAGGCCAAGGUGAUCAAUGGCAUCAAGCACGAGCUGGACCGGCUGCACCCACAGCAUCCCGUUCCGCCCAGGGAACAGGGCCGCAAGCUGCGAUCCCAGGAGGCGACGCGCUUCAAAAGCGACCUGUCGGCCUAUUUUCCUGACUAUGACGAGGUCAUCGGCAAUGAUCCCAAGGAGCAGCACCUGCUGAACCCCGAGACGCCGGUUGUUGUUGUCGAUUCGAACCCACGACGCGUUGCGCCGGAGCCACCUCGAGGGGCGCUGAAACAACCAGUUCUCCAGCUUAGCCAACCCGCUGUCGACUUCCCCGUCCGUGGGUACGGCGACUCGCUUUACAACGACGUGUUUGACUCGCAGCGAAUCGACUUUCGGUUCCUGGAGACGCAGCAGACCAGCAAAAAUCUCGAAGACCCGUUGCCCGACAGCGUAUUCGAACCAAUACACAAGCGUGCCGAGCGGCUGGAGCGGUCGAUUCGCAACUCGGAAAAGGGGCGCGCCCAACAUGAAAAGGACCAGAUCAUUCGGCUGCUCGAGGGCCUCCAGGGCCACGACUGGCUACGGGUCAUGGGCGUGAGCGGCAUAACGGAAACGAAGAAGAAGACUUUCGAGCCGGCGCGGGCCUACUUCAUCAAGGGAUGUCAGGCAAUACUGGAAAAGUUCAAAAACUGGAGCUUGGAGGAGCGACGGCGGAAGCAAGAACGAGAGAGAGCAUUGGCGGAGCAGGCGGCUGAGAGCAAGAGCGACGAGCAAGAGGACGAGGAGCCGAGCACCCACGAUGACGAGGAGGAUGAAGAGGACGAGGGGGGGAAUGAAGACGAAGAAGCGGACGAGGACACGGUAAUGCAAGGCACGGGCGACGACACCCGCGAAGGGUCGGAGGACGUGUCGACGUCACAGGACGACACCAGCGAGGCCUCGUCGCCCGCCAAGCAGCUCCGCCAGGAGGCAAUGGCCAGAUCGCGCAUGGCCGCCGCUCUGAAACAGGCGCGAUCCGCGAGACCGACGCCUCCCAAACCGCCAGAAACGCCUCGUGAAUUCAAAUCAUUCUUCAGCAAGCGAUAUGAGCGCGAAAGCGCGCUCAACAAGAACCGGCGCACGGGCAGAAAAGUCAUGGCAUGGGGCCAUCCGCUACCCGAGCUGCCGGAGGCUGACUUUGUCCUGCCCGAGGAGUACCGAGACUCGGAGACGCUCAAGGCGCGGGCGAGGAAGAAGCGGAGGGACAAGCGCGGCAGCAAGCCGUGAUGUACUAUCGAGGAUAGAGCGUUAUUAUACCAUUUGCUGGGGCAUUUCCUCGCCUCUCGCGCGGGCAGCAGAAGGGUACGGAUUCACUGACAUGGCACGGGGUGCUGGCAUGGCGUUUUGGGGGAGAGAAUGAUGGGAGUCUGGACCGGACACAUUUGUACCGAGUAGGAUCAUCACUGGCUGGGGACACGCAAGUUAGGUUCGUGUCGUCCAAGCGGCUUCCAAGUAAGUAUCCGCUUGGGACAGAAAGCUUCAAUUCACUGCACGAGCA